This is a messenger RNA of Momordica charantia (bitter melon), 3204 nucleotides long. Its product is annotated as monosaccharide-sensing protein 2. The record is from RefSeq and is a predicted model, not a curated record. Gene Ontology annotation, biological process: transmembrane transport. Gene Ontology annotation, molecular function: transmembrane transporter activity. Lineage: Eukaryota; Viridiplantae; Streptophyta; Magnoliopsida; Cucurbitales; Cucurbitaceae. Gene Ontology annotation, cellular component: membrane.
CAUGGGUAUCACGAUUACACUCCCAUAAAUCCCGCCAUUGUUAAUGAUUAAGACCUUCGCUGUGCUGCACACUGAUUGCCGAUCUUUUUAUGGAAGCUUUUUUUUUUUAAUACGAAAGGAAAGUCCGUGUGCCUUUCACUUGCUGCAAAAUGGCAUUCGCUUAUUUAUACAAGAGCCUCGGUUUCAUGAUUUCUGGCUCGGAGGAAUUUCUCUAUGGCGAUAAUUUGGAGUGAUCAGCUAAUUAGGUGCUCAUCACUCUUUUCCAUUUCUGUAAAACCCUAAAUUUUGAUUUUACCUCCCUUCAAGUUUUAACAGCCGCAGCUCUCUAUUCCGCGAUUUCUGCAACAAACUUCGCUCUGAAAACUCGUCAAACUUUUUAAGGAAAUGUUCGCCUUCCUUCUUUUUAUUAUUCUUUAAUUUAUAAAUUUAUUUCCCUUCCCUCUUGGGCUGGUUAUCGAGAAAAACAUGCAUCAUUUUGUGGGGUGGGGUGAAAUUUCAGGAAAAAAGCGACAAAUGGAAGCUUGAAGAUGACGGUAAUGAUAUUAAGGAAAAAGGAGGAAGAAAAAAUUGGGGUCAGAUCAGAAUCAGAAAGCUGACGUGCAGUGAAAAGAGAGACUCAUAGGGCAGGUGUCGAAGUAGUAAACGCCACUGGGAAAAAAAAAUCAUAUUUAGAAAAGUAUUACAUAUGUUCUGUUUCUUUUGGAUGCAUCUUGCCUUUGCUCCAGCAAAUAAUGUUUUUGCUGUCAUGUGAAUGAAAACUGAGCAUUUCAUGGCUGUCUCUGCUGCUGAUGGUCCCUGAAUUUCCCGUCAGCCUCACUGUUUCUUCCCAAGAAAAGGUUCUUAUAUAGUUGGCUUUGAGGUUUCCUUGUCGAUUUUGAAGAAACAAAAUGAGUGGUGCUGUUCUCGUGGCUGUUGCUGCUGCUGUUGGUAACUUGUUGCAAGGAUGGGAUAAUGCUACAAUUGCAGGGGCUGUCUUGUACAUUAAAAAGGAAUUCAAUAUGGAAAGUGACCCCACUGUUGAAGGGCUGAUUGUGGCCAUGUCCCUUAUUGGAGCCACUGUGAUCACCACAUGCUCUGGGGCAGUAUCGGAUUGGCUCGGCCGCCGGUUGCUGCUAAUAAUAUCAUCUGUUCUUUACUUCAUCAGUGGCAUUAUAAUGCUGUGGUCUCCCAAUGUAUAUAUCCUUCUCUUAGGCAGGCUUUUGGAUGGUUUUGGAAUAGGUUUGGCAGUUACAUUGGUUCCAGUUUACAUAUCUGAGACCGCCCCCCCUGAAAUUAGAGGAUCAUUAAACACUCUUCCUCAGUUUACUGGUUCAGCAGGAAUGUUCUUCUCAUACUGUAUGGUUUUUGGGAUGUCUUUAAUGGAAUCCCCAAGCUGGAGAUUGAUGCUUGGGGUUCUCUUUAUUCCUUCUCUUAUAUAUUUAGCAUUGACAAUAUUUUUCUUGCCCGAGUCACCUCGGUGGCUCGUCAGUAAAGGCCGGAUGCUCGAGGCGAAGCGGGUUCUGCAGAGGCUCCGAGGCAGAGAGGAUGUGUCUGGUGAGCUGGCUUUACUUGUUGAGGGUCUUGGAGUUGGGGGUGAAACCUCUCUUGAGGAAUACAUAAUUGGUCCAGCAGAUGAACUUGCCGACCAAGAUCUCUUGACCGAAAAAAACGAAAUCAAAUUAUAUGGACCUGAACAAGGACUCUCUUGGGUUGCUAGGCCAGUUACAGGACAGAGUUCUCUUGGCCUAGCAUCUAGGCGUGGAAGCAUUAUAAAUCAGAGCGGAUUUGUUGAUCCUCUUGUUACUCUCUUCGGCAGUGUUCAUGAGAAGCUUCCCGAUACAGGAAGCAUGCGCAGUACGCUCUUUCCACACUUUGGCAGCAUGUUCAGUGUUGGAGGCCAUCCACCGAGAAAUGAAGAGUGGGAUGAAGAGAGCCUUGCUAGAGAGGGUGAGGACUAUCAAUCAGAUGCUGGUGGUGGUGAUUCUGAUGAUAACUUACAGAGUCCGCUGAUCUCACGACAGACGACGAGCAUGGAAAAAGACAUGAUUGCACCUGCUCAUGGCAGUCUUUCAAGCAUGAGACAGGGAAGUCUUGCUGGAGAACCUGUUGGAAGUAUGGGGAUUGGUGGUGGUUGGCAACUUGCCUGGAAAUGGUCCGAGAGAGAAGGCCCAGAUGGAAGGAAGGAAGGAGGUUUCAAAAGAGUUUAUUUGCACCAAGAGGGCAUUUCUGGACCUCAGCGUGGAUCCAUAGUCUCUUUUCCCGGUGGCGAUGCCCCGACUGAUGGCGGUCUCGUUCAGGCUGCUGCUUUGGUGAGUCAACCGGCGCUUUACCCCAAGGAGCUUAUGCAUCAGGAGCAUCCAGUAGGACCAGCUAUGGUCCAUCCGACCGAAACCGUUACAAAAGGUCCGAGUUGGAGGGACCUUUGCGAACCUGGAGUCAAACACGCGCUGCUCGUUGGAGUAGGAAUUCAAAUACUUCAGCAGUUCUCUGGCAUAAAUGGAGUUCUGUAUUACACUCCACAAAUUCUUGAGAAAGCAGGCGUUGGAGUUCUUCUCUCAAACUUGGGGAUUGGUUCUUCCUCUGCAUCUUUUCUGAUCAGCACGCUAACGACAUUGUUGAUGCUCCCUUCAAUCGCGGUGGCCAUGAGACUAAUGGACCUCUCGGGCCGUAGGACUUUACUACUAUGCACCCUCCCUGCCUUGAUAGCAUCUCUCAUCAUCCUAGUCAUCGGCAACGUAGUCCACAUGGGCAGCGUAGUGAACGCGUCGAUCUCAACGGUUAGCGUAGUUGUUUACUUCUGUUUCUUCGUGAUGGGGUUCGGGCCAAUCCCGAACAUACUAUGUGCAGAAAUCUUCCCGACUCGAGUUCGUGGCCUCUGCAUUGCUAUCUGUGCACUGACGUUUUGGAUCGGCGAUAUCAUCGUCACAUACACGCUGCCCGUGUUGCUCAACUCGGUCGGGCUUGCAGGUGUUUUCGGGAUGUAUGCAGUUGUUUGCAUCAUUUCAUGGGUGUUUGUGUUUCUGAAAGUUCCUGAAACCAAGGGCAUGCCACUUGAAGUCAUCACUGAAUUCUUCUCUGUUGGUGCCAAACAGGCUGCAGCUUCCAAAAACAGUUGAAAUUCAUCAUACACACACAAACACACAUAGAUUCAAAAUUUUGACUGUUUGAUAUUUUUCGUUGGUUUUCUAUUUUGAUCUUUGAAUGGUCAAACUCGGUUACUGUAAA